This is a messenger RNA of Trifolium pratense (red clover), 728 nucleotides long. RefSeq names its product CASP-like protein 1C1. Bases 83 to 568 code for a protein of 161 amino acids. The record is from RefSeq and is a predicted model, not a curated record. The transcript is spliced from 3 exons. Lineage: Eukaryota; Viridiplantae; Streptophyta; Magnoliopsida; Fabales; Fabaceae.
AAAAGUUCAAAAAGUCUACUAUAUUACAAUUUUUGCUUAAUUUGGGCUUCUUUUUUUUUGUUAUUAUAGAAGAAAAGAAGUCAUGUCAAGUAACGGUGCCGUUUGCCCACGGGCUUUGAGGGGGCUUGCUUCUUGCUUUACCAUCAGUGCUGCUACUUUGAUGAUUACUGCACAUCAAAGUAAAUAUAUCAAUGGUUCUUUUCUCACUGUGGAAUUUAAUGAUUUGGCAGCAUAUUGGUGCUUUAUAUUUGCAAAUUUUGUUGUUUCUGCUUAUAGCCUUUUGCUCAUUUGUCUUCCAAGUAAAAGUCAAUUGUGGAGAUUUGCAGUUGCUUUGGAUUUCAUUUUGACAGUGAUUUUGAUAGCAAGUUGCUCAUCAGCAUUAACAAUUGGUAUGAUGGAAAGUGAAGGAAACCCUCAUGCAUUUUGGUUGCCAAUAUGUCACAUUUUUCCCUUUUAUUGCUUCAUAGUCUUCUUAGCUAUUGGACUUAGCUUUUUUGGCUCAUUCAUUUUCAUGAUAGUGCAAUUGAUUUGCAUCCAAGAAGCAUUUAAUAUCAUUCUCCUAGAAUAAUACCAUUAAGUUGGGGUAUUACAUUUCAUAAAUUUCUUGUUUUUCUUUUUAAUAUACUAGAUCAUAGACCCGUGUGUGUGACACGCUUAUAAUGGUAUUGAGUAGGAGAUGUUUUUUCAGGAGUAUGACGAGUCGUGCAAAACUUUGAGUAGGAGAUGUU